Messenger RNA from Laetiporus sulphureus 93-53, 3432 nucleotides. RefSeq lists its product as uncharacterized. Gene Ontology annotation, molecular function: protein binding; structural constituent of nuclear pore. NCBI's taxonomy places the organism in Eukaryota, Fungi, Basidiomycota, Agaricomycetes, Polyporales, Laetiporaceae. The transcript has 21 exons. The coding region runs from base 1 to 3432 and encodes 1143 amino acids. The record is from RefSeq and is a predicted model, not a curated record. Gene Ontology annotation, biological process: poly(A)+ mRNA export from nucleus; protein import into nucleus; transcription-dependent tethering of RNA polymerase II gene DNA at nuclear periphery. Gene Ontology annotation, cellular component: nuclear pore outer ring.
AUGGAUGUUGAUGAGAUUCAGGAGGAACGCGAUCUCAGCGGCAGGCAAGAUAUGACGUUCGCUAACACCGAGGAAUUGACCGCCACUUUCUACGCUCAUCUUCCAGUAGAGGUGAAGAAAGCCCUCAAGGGAACAGACCUUCGCGAACAAUCUUACUCGGGAGAUAUCGAUACGUUGACAGGCUUCGCGAUUGUGGCUUCCAGGGAAAUUUGCUUCGUAUGGAAACAUGCUCAGGCUCUGACAGGGACACCGACUUGCUAUAUUUUUCUCUGCCCCCAAGCCGAAAAUGGACGAGAGGAUAUCAUGACCACUCCUUUUUACGCCCUCAUUCCUCACGGUCCCACAAGGGAACCUGGUCUGAUCAUUAGCUCACAUAUAGGCCAGAUCCGCUUCUGGGAUGGCGUUGGUAUGGGCCUUGCUGGUGGCGACAACUUUACAUAUUACAAUCUAAGCCUAGAUCAAGGAGAAUUGGUAACAACACUCUCUCGGGCAGACCCCCGGACAUACAUCAUCUCAACAUCAAAGGGCCGCCUCUUCCGUCUAACCAUAACAGCAACUGGCGGCAAUCGUCUAAGUUUCCAUGAAUUCGGCCAUCCUUCCUCCUCGCUCUCAUUUGCUCAUCUAUUCCCUGGAUUCUUGGGAACAGCGACGGGUAUGAGGCCAAAGUCCGGUCAUAUAAGCGCGGUUGCCCUUGGAGAGCAGUCGAAGACUGCUCUUGGGAGAGAUGUCUGGGCAAUGGUGACCACAAGGAUACAAAAAUGGAAUAUGUCUGUAGAAGGAUGGGAAGAGCUCAUCCUAGAGAAAGAUUUGGCAGAGGUGAUAAGUCACGCUCUGAAAGACAAAUUCGUGGCAGCCGCUGAAAACAUGGCGGCCCUGGAUCUUGAAUUGUUGGACUUGAAGAUGGAAAACUCCAACACUCUUGUCAUCUUAGCAUCCUUCCAGGCUUCGGUGGAUGAAUCAACUAUGGACAUCGACAUGGAACUUCGUCGCGUAUAUGCAAUUGUUCGGAUGGUGAACGCGCUCAACGAGGAACAGUUCAGCGUCGAAAGCGUCAAAUCUGUUCCUUACCAGACUACCUCCACCUCUAUACCCAUUUUGCAUCCCCGCUUACACCUGCUCUCUGGUGGCAAGUUGUUUAUUGUCCAAUUUAGCGAUGCAGUGGCCUUCUGUGCAAGAGACAGCGAUUACAUGGAUCGACUGGAGCUCAAAUCAGAAACAGAUCGCACUCUGGGCAUCGGCGCUGUCGAAAAGGAGACCGAUCUUCUGAUGUUGACAGCCACUACCAUGAUCAAGGUCGAGGUUCAUAUGGAGAAAGUAGUCUCGUUCAGUCAGAUGACUGGCCGCGCUGAUCUUAUCCAGUCCAUCAUGAAACAGGCCAUUCUCUAUGGCUCAUAUUCUGAGAACCCUCUACAAUUUAGCUUCCCACCUGAGAUCGACGAGGAUGCUCUGAUGAUGGGUGCUCAACAGCUGAGCAGAGCAGUCCUGAAAUCAGACGGAAAGAUCGUUCGACCACACCCUGAUCUACAAACACAGAUUGCUGGCCGCAAGGAGAGGCUCAUCUUCCUCAACAAGUUCAUCAUUGACAACGGAGUUAUGGAUAAGAUGUCGCAGCGGAGUCGGCAACAGCUGGAGACAGAUGCUGAGAAGUUAUAUGCAGCUGACCAGUUGUGGCGGCAACAUACCGAAUUUUGGAAGGCUGGCCGCACCCGGAACGUCUUGGACAUGGCUAUCAACGCCUGCAUGAUCGAGAUCGGCGCCGACACCCGUGGGGACUACGUCAGGGAAUUCUUUAGGGUUCACGUAGAGAAAAUCCCCAGCCUCAUUCCUCACGUCCAACGGAUAAUUGGCCGGUCUAUACGUGAAAAUCGACGAAAUCUGGCCGAUGAGAUCUAUCAAGCGAACGAGAUCGCACUGAUUAUUUUGCUAUCUGCCGUCGAAUACCGGCAACAUAACGUGGCCGUAUAUGGCGUUGAACCGCCGCUCAUCAACCCAUGGUCAAGUAGCCCCGAGAUCAUCGAUGCCGUCUGCGAGCUGUUCUACAGUACUGCCCGGCUAGCAGAAGUUCCGAGUGCAGAUCCUGAAACCAUGCAAUCCAUCAGUGACGCGAAAGAUCAGCUGCCGGACCUGGCGUCAGUCCUGUUCGGUUGCAUCCAAGAGCGCCUCCUGUGGCUCAGAAGCCCAUAUACAAAGGAUAGUGACGUCUCCGCGGAGCGGGAGCGACUCACCCUUGAGGAGAAGUUCCGUCAGCUGCGAUCUCAGGUCUUCGACAUUUUACGCAGGAACGGUUUCACUGGAAUGGCAUUCGGCCUUGCGGAGGAGUAUCAAGAUUUCCGAAGCUUGGCAUCCCUGUGCAAUAUGGGGACCGUCUAUCCUCCUGAAGAAAAUCCUUACGCUGCGAGGAUAGAGGCGUACAUUAUGAAAUUCAAGGAACAAUUUGCGACAGAGCUUUAUGAGUGGUACAUUGAGCACGGCGAGUUGCGCACGCUAUUCGCACGACGACAUGACGAGUAUCUUGACGCCUUCUUUGCUUCACACCCCCAUCCGUCUAUAUCGUGGAUACACGAUUUGGGCCGUGGCCGGUAUGAUUAUGCAUCCAAAGCGCUGUUACUUGAGUCGGAACGUACUGUAAACCUUGAAGAGAGGCAUUUCAUCCUCAGCGUCGGAAAAUUGUCGCAGCUGGCACAAUUGCACGCAGCUAAUGGAUCUGUUGAUAUAGACGCGAUAGAGACUUUCCACAUUGGCCUGGACUUCGUUGGUGUUCAUGAAGCACUUCUUGAGGAAUUCAAGGCCGCUCUGGCUGCGUCUGGCAGCAGGCUACCACUAGAUGCGCAAGUAAAAAGCAUCAGCGACAGCCGAGCGCACCAUCUUCAGCACUACUGGGGGCAUCGCCAGCUCUUCAAGCAUCUCGUUCGUGAGCUGCUUAACGGUAAAGCAUUGUCUCCAGAUGACCUCGCGGAGCUCGUCAGUUUAAAAGACAAUUCGCGGAGCCCGAGAGAUUACGCGAUCGCUUUGGGUGUGCUUCUGCGAGCAACGAACGUCCCCGAUGCCCGACGACUUUCCACGUUUAGAAACGUCUGGCGAAGGAUAUACCUUCAUGAUGACUGGGAAAAGCUACGACGAACCAUCAACCUUACGGAUGCGGAGGUGAAUGCUCAGUAUCGCAGUACGGCUCUUUACGCAGCCCUUCAGACGACGAUUGGGCAACAGCAGAAGCCUAAAGGCCUCAUUCUGUCACCAAGCGAAGCCACGGAGAUCUCGGCAAUGUCGGAUAUCACGAUCCGCUGGCCCGUACUAUCACCUCCAGAUGCAGAGAGAUUGUAUAACGAAUACCAGCAAGAGAGGCAGCGUCUGUUGGACUUGAAUCUGGAGAUGGUGUUUGAAAAUGUCCGGCAGCUCGUUCUUGAUGAUGAGAACCAGAUGGACUCUGCAUGA